AUGAACCUCAUCUUCGACUUCGACGGCACCAUCACCGUCAACGACACAAUCUUCCAACUCGCCCAAGGCGCAAUCUCCUUCAAGCAGCAACAGCAGGACCUGCAACCCGCCUGGGACGCCAUCGUCAAGGCCUACGGCGACGACCACAAGGCCUUUGCCAAAACUUACAGCCCUCCCGAAAGCGAGCGCCUCUCGCCAGAGCAAGAGCUGGCGUAUCUGUCCAGCCUGAAGGACACGGAGAAUGCGUCGCUGAACAGGGUCGACCAGUCGGGCUUGUUCUCCGGAUUAACGUCGCAGAACCUCUUUCAGAUGGGCAAAAGCCAAGUUUCCAGCGGCGCCGUGGCCAUUCGACAAGGCUUCGUCGAGAUGAUUGAGCUGGCGCGGCAAAAGGGCUGGCACGUCGGCGUGCUUUCAGUAAACUGGUCCGAGGCCUUUAUCCAAGGCGUUCUUCAUCCGAUUGACGUCCCCAUCAUCACCAAUCAGAUCUCCGCAGACGGCACGAUCCAAGGCCCCGAUGGCUUCAACGACGGCGUCAGGCUGACCACGUCCCGCUGCAAGGCCAAUUCUCUAGAGCAGCUCAUCUUGAAGGUAGGGCACUCGUCACGCCCGACCGUCUACUUUGGCGAUUCAACCACAGACAUGGAGUGCCUCCUAGCCCACUACGGCAUCGUCAUAUCCGCAGAUGCCAAGUCGUCGCUUAUGCAAACGCUUGACCGCGUCGGCGUUCCUGUCCCACAUGUCGACAGCAGUCAGGAUGGGGCAAACGUUGUCUGGGCACGGGAUUUUCGGGAAAUUCUGCAAAACCAGACGCUGGAGCGCAUCUCAACAGGCCAGUGA
Molecule: messenger RNA, 837 nt
Organism: Trichoderma atroviride IMI 206040
Lineage: Eukaryota; Fungi; Ascomycota; Sordariomycetes; Hypocreales; Hypocreaceae
Source: RefSeq, a predicted model, not a curated record